CUGUUGGCGAAUAGGAUGCGCCAAACGCAGAAGAAAGCGCCGUGAGAGCUAUUAGAGGAAACAAGCGGCAGAAGUGCGCGGCGCAAUUUGGAGUUUGAGGACACAAAGUUGUGAGAGGCGCAAAUACAUCUCGGGAGAAGUUCUUACCAUUUUCAUGGCGCUUCAGUAGUUCAGGCCCUUAAAAAGGCAUGCAAAGAAGAGGACAUAAAUCCUAAAUUACCAGGAGCGAUGGCAUCUUACCACGGCUUAGAGGGUGACGCAAUGGCCCUGAUGGUGCACGACACCAACGCGGUGAAGACGGAGGAGUUCGUGAAGGACGAGCCGGUCCGGACCGAGUCGAGCUCGGAGAAAGCGGACCCGUCCCAAAAGCCGCCGUACUCGUACGUGGCCCUCAUCGCCAUGGCCAUACGCGAGAGCUCGGAGAAGCGCCUGACCUUGUCAGGCAUCUACCAAUACAUCAUCAACAAGUUCCCUUUUUACGAAAAGAAUAAGAAGGGAUGGCAGAACAGCAUCCGCCACAACCUGAGCCUGAAUGAGUGCUUCAUCAAAGUGCCGCGCGAAGGUGGCGGGGAGCGCAAGGGGAAUUACUGGACGCUGGACCCGGCGUGCGAGGACAUGUUUGAGAAGGGGAAUUACCGGCGCCGGCGGCGGAUGAAGCGGCCGUUCAGGCCUCCCGCGGCUCAUUUCCAGCCCGGCAAGUCUCUGUUCGGCGCAGACGGCUACGGUUACCUGUCGCCUCCUAAGUACAUCCAACCAAGCUUCAUGAACAACGCCUGGUCGCUCGCUCAGCCUCCUCCGCCGCCGCCUCCGCCGCCCAUGUCGUCCUACGCGUCAUGCCAGAUGGCGAGUGGCGACGUGAGUGCCAUCAACGUAAAAGGCCUUUCCACCGCGUCCUACAACCCGUACUCCCGCAUGCAGGCCAUGGGCCUUCCGAGCGUCAUGAACUCGUAUAACGGCGUGAGCCAUCACCAGCACCAGGCGCAGCAGCUAAGCGGAGCGGCGCCUGCGCCUUCACCCAUACCAGGCAAUAGCGCGGCGGGGCUCCAGUUCGCUUGCGCCGCGCGUCAGCCCACCGACCUCUACUCGUACUGGGACCAUGAAGCCAAGCAUUCAGCUUUGCACUCUCGGAUUGACAUUUAAACCGAAAGAGAGGCACAAAACUGGAAACUGCUUGACGACUCAGUGUUGUGAACGUUUUCUAGGCCGCCUGGGAGGUCUAUUUUACAUUUCUUUUUCUCUCGAGACUUACACGGAAUAGAAACAGAGUAGCUCUGAAGAAAGCAAAAAAAAAAAAAAUUCCCUGGGUUGGAUUAAGCCUUGUAGAGCUUCAGUUGAUAGAUACAGAUGUUCAUUUAUCACAGUGCGUAAUUCAACACUGAAAAUUUGGCUCUGAAAUUCAGAUCUCGCUUAAAAGGAUCUCGCCUGCACACUUAUAUUUGUACAGAUGUCAGAUUAACUUUUACAGCACAGAAUAAACACUUGCAGUUUUUACUUACAACAACAAAGAUGAAUGAACUUUCACAGGGCCUCUCUGUGUCCAGAUGGGCCGAUAUUAUCCCAGUUGUAUGAUUUUUAGAUAUCGGCUCAUGAAGUCUACAGAGCGCACACGCAAAUAUAAAAAUCAAAGAAAGACUACAGCCCAUAAGUCAAUAUGUUAAAAAUGAGCUCUGGCUGUGAAAAUCAACUUCACGCAGUGUUUUGAAAUGAACCCGAGUGUGUUUAUAUGAUUAUUUUGAGCCCUAAAAUAGCCCCAGUCUGUUGUUUACUCCGUCCAGUAUAGAUUAGUCCUGUAGAAUACUGACAUAAUAGCUUUUUAGAUCGUUGAAAAUUAAUCUUUUUUUUUAUUAUUUUAUUUUAUUAUUUUUUUAAUUAAAAAUCACCAGGCCAGACCUCUUUUCGUUGAUAUAUAUUUUUUGAUACUUUACUGAAAUAAUGACAUUGUUGGGACCAUGUUAAAUCGGCACUUAUUUUAAAUAAAAUACUUUGGUGAAAUAUUUCGUUGUAGAUUAAUAUUCUGGAUGUACACAAAUAUUAAAUAGCUAUCAGGCCAGUCUUAUAAGUAUUUUUUAUAAGUUAUAGUAACCCCAAAAAAUACUAAGAAUGUUUGUCUUUCGUAAAAUAUAUUUUUUUAAAAAGUGUAUUUGAAUAGAAAAUGCGUUUUGACAGUACAGUAAAUAGACCAUUAUAGUGUUUUGAAGAUUGCUGACAACCAUAUGGUAUUUAAACUUUCUUUAGAACAUGUUAUAAUUUUAACAAAUAGUGGAAUUAACUAUACAGAAAUAUUUUCUAUCGUAUUGCUUACAUUUGAAUAAUGAUAAAAUGUCAAUUACAUAAAAUAAUACAGGGUUUUAAAAUAUAGAAUAAUAAUCUAAUUCUAAGAUAAUACAUUAGAUUCUACUCUGUACUGUUUUAGGGGUUCCUUAUUUUAUGCUGAAAGAAAUCCAUUUUAAUUGUUUAUUUUUUUUAGGGUAAGGUUAUCUUUACAAUCUUAACAUCAUACACAAAAUUAAAAUUUUGAAAAAUUAAAAAGGUAUGUGUCAUAAAAUAAAAAGGACUGAGUGCAAAAGUCUAAAAUGUAAUGUAUAUAAUUUUUUAGACGAAUAUUAAAUUAUUGCAAAUAUAUAUGUGUAUAUUUUUCCCCCAAACAAUAAUUACACAAUAGGUUGGCAUGGCAAAUCGUGCAAUAAACAUUUGCAAGUGAAAAUCACCUCCAUAUGGGUUUGGGCACUGGCAGUAGUUAUACAGUAGCCAGGCUUAAAGAACACUGCUAAAGGCAUAAACAAAUUGUAGAUAAAACUGAUAGUGGACUUUUCAGGUCAAAUAAGGGACAAACCUAGUGAAAAUGGAUGGGAAGGGGGAAAGUAUUUUAUUUAACUGUUGUAUUUAAACUAUACUUGUUUAAAAUAUUUGAUUGUGGGCUUUUUAAAAUGUGGAAAACGAAAUAAAUCUGAACUUUGUUACACAGUUCACACAGGGGUGUUUAAUAAUUAGUCUUAGUGCAAAAUAUUAAAAAGAAACUAGGCAUAGACUCGGGUUUAAAAUAUAGUCUAAUUAUGAGAUAAAUUAAAGUCACUUCUGCUGAAAUAGGACAAAAUUGAGAAUCUAAACAAUAGCAUGGCGGAAUAAAAAUAUAAAUAUGUAUCUGA
Messenger RNA from Tachysurus fulvidraco (yellow catfish), 3146 nucleotides. It is a transcript of the gene foxl2b, whose product is annotated as forkhead box L2b. Gene Ontology annotation, molecular function: DNA-binding transcription factor activity, RNA polymerase II-specific; RNA polymerase II cis-regulatory region sequence-specific DNA binding. Lineage: Eukaryota; Metazoa; Chordata; Actinopteri; Siluriformes; Bagridae. Bases 229 to 1140 code for a protein of 303 amino acids. The transcript is spliced from 2 exons. Gene Ontology annotation, biological process: regulation of transcription by RNA polymerase II; cell differentiation; anatomical structure morphogenesis. The record is from RefSeq and is a predicted model, not a curated record.